Trichechus manatus latirostris (Florida manatee) is the source of this 2057-nucleotide messenger RNA. It is a transcript of the gene SLC7A7, whose product is annotated as solute carrier family 7 member 7. The transcript has 10 exons. NCBI's taxonomy places the organism in Eukaryota, Metazoa, Chordata, Mammalia, Sirenia, Trichechidae. Bases 492 to 2027 code for a protein of 511 amino acids. Gene Ontology annotation, molecular function: basic amino acid transmembrane transporter activity; L-amino acid transmembrane transporter activity. The record is from RefSeq and is a predicted model, not a curated record. Gene Ontology annotation, cellular component: membrane. Gene Ontology annotation, biological process: amino acid transmembrane transport.
GAGGGCUCGUCUCCCUGACUGCCGCUGCUGCCACCACUGCUUCCACAGGAACCUACUUACAUCCUGGGCCAGGGAGUGAGUGUGCAUCCCACCCUUCUCUCAUCCUCACUCACCUUGCUCAACCCAUCUCUCUGCUGCUCUGCAGUGUCCAGUCACCCCUCCUGGCUGCCUCUCACUCCAGUACUUCUUCACUUGCUUCAUCAUCCUCUCUUGUCUUCCCCUCAGCUGUCUCCUGCCUUGGUUUCCUCUGGCACCUGUUGUCCUGCUUCAGCUAUCUCCUUGCCUUGGCUUUAGGUGGCAUCUCCCCAGUAGCAACUCCUGGGUGGGGAGCAGUCAUCAGCUGCCUCCAAUCAUCCCUAGGUUCGGCUGUGCAUUUGGCUCAUCCUUUCAUUCCAGAGGCGCCCGGGUGGCACAGUAGUUAAGAGCUUGGUUGAUAACCGAAAGAGGGCGAUGCCAGGGAGCUGGUGAAGGCUUUCCUCUCCUCCUCCGCCAUGGUUGACGGUGUUAAGUAUGAAGUGGCCCCCCAGCACGACAGGGAUUCCUCCCCUUUGGCUGAUGGCGCUAGCCCAGGGCCUGAGCAGGUAAAGCUAAAGAAGGAGAUCUCACUGCUUAACGGCGUGUGCCUGAUUGUGGGGAACAUGAUUGGCUCAGGCAUCUUCGUCUCCCCCAAAGGCGUGCUCAUGUAUAGUGCCUCCUUUGGCCUCUCCCUGGUCAUCUGGGCUGUUGGGGGCCUCUUCUCGGUCUUUGGGGCCCUUUGUUAUGCAGAACUGGGCACCACCAUUAAGAAAUCUGGGGCCAGCUAUGCCUACAUCCUCGAGGCCUUCGGGGGAUUCCUUGCCUUCAUACGACUCUGGACCUCCCUCCUCAUCAUCGAGCCCACUAGCCAGGCCGUCAUUGCCAUCACCUUUGCCAACUACAUGGUGCAGCCGUUCUUCCCCAGCUGCGUGGCCCCCUAUGCUGCCGUCCGCCUUCUGGCUGCUAUCUGCAUCUGUCUCUUAACCUUCAUUAACUGUGCCUAUGUCAAGUGGGGAACCCUGGUACAAGAUAUUUUCACCUAUGCUAAAGUACUGGCGCUGAUUGCAGUCAUCAUUGCAGGCAUUGUUAGACUUGGCCAGGGAGCCUCGACUCACUUUGAGAAUUCUUUUGAGGGUUCAUCAUAUGUGAUGGGUGACAUUGCCCUGGCCCUAUACUCGGCUCUGUUCUCCUACUCGGGCUGGGACACCCUCAACUAUGUCACCGAAGAGAUCAAGAAUCCUGAGAGGAACUUGCCCCUCGCCAUUGGCAUUUCCAUGCCCAUUGUUACUAUCAUCUACAUCCUGACCAAUGUGGCCUAUUACACUGUGCUGGACAUGAGAGACAUCCUGGCCAGUGAUGCUGUUGCUGUGUCUUUUGCAGACCAGAUUUUUGGAGUAUUCAACUGGACAAUUCCAUUGGCAGUUGCAUUAUCCUGCCUUGGUGGCCUCAAUGCCUCUAUUGUGGCUGCUUCUAGGCUUUUCUUUGUGGGUUCAAGAGAAGGCCAUCUUCCUGAUGCCAUCUGCAUGAUUCAUGUUGAACGGUUCACGCCAGUACCUUCUCUGCUCUUCAAUGGUAUCAUGUCACUGAUCUACUUGUGUGUGGAGGACAUCUUCCAGCUCAUUAACUACUACAGCUUCAGCUACUGGUUCUUUGUGGGGCUCUCUAUUGUGGGCCAGCUUUAUCUGCGCUGGAAAGAGCCUGACUGGCCUCGUCCCCUCAAGCUCAGCCUUUUCUUCCCCAUUGUCUUCUGCCUCUGCACCAUCUUUCUGGUGGCUGUUCCACUUUACAGUGAUACAGUCAACUCCCUCAUUGGCAUUGGCAUUGCCCUCUCAGGCUUGCCCCUCUACUUCCUCAUCAUCAGAGUGCCAGAACACAAACGACCUCUUUGCCUCCGAAAGAUGGUGGCAUCCACCACAAGGUACCUCCAGGUCCUAUGUAUGUCAGUUGCUACAGAGAUGGAUUUGGAAGAUGGGGAAGAGAUGCCCAAGCAACGAGAUCCCAAGUCUAACUAAGUAACCACUGUGAAUCCUGAUAUGUGGACC